AAUAUUUGGAAGUAGAUAAUAAUGAAGUUAUUAAUGAAAUGUCAUCUGAUACUGAAAUUGUUAUACUAGUUCAUCUAUCAGAAGAAUACAACAUUAAUUAUAUUAAUGAUGAUGAUUCUAAUGAAAUUACUCCAAUUAUAUUAAACUUUCAAGCUUUAAUUGCAUUUGAUACUUAUAUUCUUUAUUUUGAACAACAGUUUAAUAAAUUUAAUCUUAAUGUUAAAGAUUUACAUAGGAAUGUAUUAAUACAAAAGCAAAUAACUCUUAAUG
Molecule: messenger RNA, 270 nt
Organism: Funneliformis geosporum
Lineage: Eukaryota; Fungi; Glomeromycota; Glomeromycetes; Glomerales; Glomeraceae
Source: the annotation of a GenBank genome assembly